CCCGCGUACCGUCCGGCCCCGGCCGGAACAUGCGUUCUAUAAAAGCAAUCGGUCGGCCGGGCUCGGCAGUCAUUCCCUGGGAAUCUCUCUUUCCACCAUCAUGGCGAACGCAGUCACCUGGUGCGUCGCCAUCCUGGUCAUCGCCGUCUGCGGCCAGCACUUCGAGCGCGCCCAUGGCGCUGCCGUCGGAGUGGCCGCUGGCGGCCUCUGCCCCUGUGACCAGGUUCAGGGGGAGCACGAGGUCAGCCCGGCCUGCAACAAGAAGGUCCUGCGCCUGCUCGAGAGCACCGGCAAGGCACUGACCCAGGUCAGCGACGCGCUGCGCUCGCCCAGCAACAACAAGAACCAGGCCUCCGCCACCAUCAACCUGGGCGGCAUGCCGCACCCGGCCCUCUACGGCGGCCACGCCCAGCUGCCCGUCAACCCCUUCUACUACAUGUACCCCGGCGGCCAGGCUCACCUGCCCAACAACCCCCUGGCCAACAGCCUCCAGUCCGCGUUCGGCCAGCAGCAGUCGGCCGUCAACGCCUUCAGCGUAAGCAACAGCGCCAGCAGCUGCGGCGCGGGCAAGACCGACUCCGACAAGGCCGGCACCCAGUACUACGUGCAACUGCCCAACGGAGAUGUGCAGCCACUCAGUGACUUUAUCGUGGACUCCAAGACCGAUUCCAACUCCAAGAAGUCGUCGUCGUCGUCCUCCUCCUCGUCCUCCUCAUCUUCGUCAUCGACGUCGUCGUCCUCAAACUCCGCGACCUCCAACCUCAAGGUCGUCCUGCCGGACGGCACAGAGAUUGCGUACAACGACUACCUUUCCGUCGUCAAGACCAUCCAGUCCCACAAGGCUGUGCAGGUCAUCCUGCCCAACGGCAAGAUGACUGAGGUCAACUCUUUGGAGGAGAUCUCGCAGAUCGCCAAUAACUCCCCGAGCGCCAUCCUUCUCCUGGACAACGGGGCUGGCAUCCACGCCGACAGCUACGUCAACAUCGUCAACAACUACCGCACCAACCAGCUGAAGAUCAAGCUUCCGAACGGCGAGACCAAGCCCCUGAUUACCUCGUCCUCCUCCUCCUCGUCCUCGUCUUCGUCCUCGUCGUCCUCGUACUCAAACGGCGGCAAGGGAAGCGGAAACGGAAACGGCAGCGGCAGCGACGCAACCACCACUACUGCCAAGCCCUCCGGCAGCGGUUCCUCCUCCUCUUCGUCCUCGUCCUCGUCAUCUUCGUCCUCGUCUUCCGGCAACGGCAGCGACAACGGCAGCGACGCAUCAACCACUACCACCGCCAAGCCCUCCGGUAGCGGCAGCGGGUCUGGCCAGGGCUCCGGCCAGGGCUCCGGCCAGGGCUCCGGCCAGGGCUACGACUCCGACUCCACCACGACCACCACCGCGCAGCCCAAGCAGGUCGACGAGUCCGACAAGACGAGCGAGACCGAGGAGAAGCACGCCGAGGCCAAGUCCGCCUCGGCCUCGUCCGACAAGAAGACAGCCGACGGCUCCAUCAAGUCGUCCUCCGCUGCGGCAGCGGCCGCCUCCUCGGCGAACAAGAAGAAGAACCACCAGCACACCAAGAAGGUCGUGAACGCCGACGGCAGCGUGUCCGAAGUGUCCGAGGACGAGAGCGAGGAGGACAAGAAGAGUGACGCCAGCUCAGCCUCCGCGUCCAGCAAGAAGGUCGUCUCCGGCAACACCGUGAGCAAGACCUCGAGCGCCUCGUCCAGCUCUUCCAGCUCGCACAGCACCAACACCGAGAAGCACACCAAGAACAACAACCAGUCUGGCAGCUCCAGCGGCUCCAGCACCACAACCGAGCAGCCCGGCGACUCCACCACCAAGUCCGGCAACCAGGGCGGCAGCGGCUCCUCCACCACCGAGUCCGGCAACCAGGGUGGCAGCGGCUCCUCCACCACCGAGUCCGGCAACCAGGGCGGCAGCGGCUCCUCCACCACUCAGUCCGGCAACCAGGGCGGCAGCGGCUCCUCCACCACGCCUUCAUCUUACAACCAAAACGGCGGCUCUUCCACGACCCAGUCCGGCGGCCAGAACGGCGGCCAGAACGGAGGCCAGAACGGCGGCCAGUACGGCGGCUCCUCCAGCACCACUCCGUCAAGCAACCAGAACGGAGGUGACUCCACCACGACUAGCUCCGGCUCCGGCUACGGCCAGGGCGAGACCACUACUGCCACCCCCACCACGACAGGCUCCGGCUCUUCGACCGGGUCCACCUCUGGCCAGACCGUGUUCGUGUACUUCAUCACAGGAGACGGCCACGCCAUCCCGUCCUCCGGCGACUGGAAGGGCAAGGACAUCCAGUUCGGCAUCACCAACACCGGCGAGGUGAUGAACUUCUCCAAGGGCGGCCGCGGCAGCAGCACGACGACUACGGCCGCGCCCUCAACCACUCCCUCUUCAACCAGCGGUUCAUCCGGAACCACCUCAACGACCACCCCCUCCUACUCCGGGAACAGCGGCAGCACUCCCGGCCACUCUACCAACAACUACUACUUCACGUACAACGCGGCUGGUGAGCUCGUGAGGGUCCCCAUCCCCGCCCAGCACACCAACGGCGCCAACGGCGGCAACGGUGGUUCGUCCUCCAAGAUGCCCAGCGACGCCCAGUUCGGCAUCACCAAGGAGGGCAAGGUCAUGAACCUGUCGCAGUUGAACGGACAUCAGUCCGUCGACUUCUCGUACUACAUCACCAAGACCGGUAAGAUUGUCCCGGGCUCUGGCUCCUCUUCCUCAUCAUCCUCGACCACGUCGACGACCACAACGACGACGCCCGCUCCCUCUACCGGCAACCCCGAGUACGUCAUCAACAAGAACGGCGACGUGACCAUCGUGUCGACAAACAACAACAACGUGAACGUGGUCUACAAGCAGGUGGUCGACAAGUAUGGCAACACGCACUUGGUCCCCGUUAACCCCAAAAACCAGGGCUCUUCCUCGACCUCCUCCUCCUCAUCCGCCUCGUCCUCAUCCUCGACUUCCGGCUCAUCCCCCUCCGGAUCAUCGAAGGCGACCGCCUCCGCUAGCAGCAGCAGCAGCAGCAGCAGCAGCAGCGCCACCAACGCCGGCUCAUCCCUCAAGCCCGUCACCCUGACCGACUCGAACGGCAACACCAUCCAGGCGUACGUCGUGGACGACUCUCAGAAAUCGUCGACCUCCUCCGGGUCCUCCGGGUACAAGCCCGGCACCCCCGCCUACCAGCCGGCAAACAACCAGCAGUCCGCUUACAACCAGCAGUCGCAGUCCCAGUACAAGGUCAUCACCGACGGCAGCGGCAACACCUUCCUGGUGCCCAAAUCCUACCCAGGCGGUGAGGACGGCCAAGGCAGCAGCAGCAGCAGCGGCACCAGCCAGACCACAUGGGGAAACAACGGCCAGGCGCCCAGCGGCACCCAGUGGGGCCAGUCCUCGAGCACAGAGUACGAGUUCAUCAGGGGCGCUGACGGCAAGACCUACGUCGUCGAGAAGAGCAGCUGCUCCAAGGGCAACUUCAAUAGCGGCAGCUUCUCGUCCUCGUCCUCGGUCCAGCACCAGAGCGCCGCCCCGGCCAAGGAGGGUUACACCAAGGUGACCUGGGAGAACAUCGUGUCCCCCGACGGCUCGGUGCUGACGGUGCCCGUCAAGACCGUGUACAACGCGGACGGGUCCUUCACCGCCCAGGUGACCUACAACCCCUCGCCCCAGUCGCAGAACACCCUGUGCACCAAGCUCGGCGCCGGGUCGAGCAGCAGCAGCGGUAGCCAGAGCCAGCACGGCCAGUACGUACAGAACGUACAGAACGCCGUCAGGUACAGCAGCAACCAGUACGCCAGCGCCCAACCCUGUCCUUGCCAGUAAUUGUGAGCUGUUGAAGGGGUGAGAAAAUGUGAAAGAGAUGAAUGGUUGAUUGUCGAGAAGUGUGAUAAUUGUAAUAAAUUAUUGAUAACAAAA
Molecule: messenger RNA, 3934 nt
Organism: Frankliniella occidentalis (western flower thrips)
Lineage: Eukaryota; Metazoa; Arthropoda; Insecta; Thysanoptera; Thripidae
Product: serine-rich adhesin for platelets-like
Exons: 2
Coding region: 101-3841 (1246 amino acids)
Source: RefSeq, a predicted model, not a curated record